Molecule: messenger RNA, 1294 nt
Organism: Pan troglodytes (chimpanzee)
Lineage: Eukaryota; Metazoa; Chordata; Mammalia; Primates; Hominidae
Product: long-wave-sensitive opsin 1
Exons: 6
Coding region: 53-1192 (379 amino acids)
Biological process (GO): visual perception; phototransduction; G protein-coupled receptor signaling pathway
Cellular component (GO): membrane
Molecular function (GO): G protein-coupled receptor activity
Source: RefSeq, a predicted model, not a curated record
GAGGCCCGGGCUGAUCCCACAGGCCAGUAUAAAGCGCCGUGACCCUCAGGUGAUGCGCCAGGGCCGGCUGCCGUCGGGGACAGGGCUUUCCAUAGCCAUGGCCCAGCAGUGGAGCCUCCAAAGGCUCGCAGGCCGCCAUCCGCAGGACAGCUAUGAGGACAGCACCCAGUCCAGCAUCUUCACCUACACCAACAGCAACUCCACCAGAGGCCCCUUCGAAGGCCCGAAUUACCACAUCGCUCCCAGAUGGGUAUACCACCUCACCAGUGUCUGGAUGAUCUUUGUGGUCACUGCAUCUGUGUUCACAAAUGGGCUUGUGCUGGCGGCCACCAUGAAGUUCAAGAAGCUGCGCCACCCGCUGAACUGGAUCCUGGUGAACCUGGCGGUCGCUGACCUAGCAGAGACUGUCAUUGCCAGCACUAUCAGCGUUGUGAACCAGGUCUCUGGCUACUUCGUGCUGGGCCACCCUAUGUGUGUCCUGGAGGGCUACACCGUCUCCCUGUGUGGGAUCACAGGUCUCUGGUCUCUGGCCAUCAUUUCCUGGGAGAGGUGGCUGGUGGUGUGCAAGCCCUUUGGCAAUGUGAGAUUUGAUGCCAAGCUGGCCAUCAUUGGCAUUGCCUUCUCCUGGAUCUGGUCUGCUGUGUGGACAGCCCCGCCCAUCUUUGGUUGGAGCAGGUACUGGCCCCACGGCCUGAAGACUUCAUGCGGCCCAGACGUGUUCAGCGGCAGCUCGUACCCCGGGGUGCAGUCUUACAUGAUUGUCCUCAUGGUCACCUGCUGCAUCAUCCCACUCGCUAUCAUCGUGCUCUGCUACCUCCAAGUGUGGCUGGCCAUCCGAGCGGUGGCAAAGCAGCAGAAAGAGUCUGAAUCCACCCAGAAGGCAGAGAAGGAAGUGACGCGCAUGGUGGUGGUGAUGAUCUUUGCGUACUGCGUCUGCUGGGGACCCUACACCUUCUUCGCAUGCUUUGCUGCUGCCAACCCUGGCUACGCCUUCCACCCUUUGAUGGCUGCCCUGCCGGCCUACUUUGCCAAAAGUGCCACUAUCUACAACCCCGUUAUCUAUGUCUUUAUGAACCGGCAGUUUCGAAACUGCAUCUUGCAGCUUUUCGGGAAGAAGGUUGACGAUGGCUCUGAACUCUCCAGCGCCUCCAAAACGGAGGUCUCAUCUGUGUCCUCGGUAUCGCCUGCAUGAGUUCUGCCUCCUACCCAUCCCGCCCACCGGGGCUUUGGCCACCUCUCCUUUCCCCCUCCUUCUCCGUCCCUGUAAAAUAAAUGUAAUUUAUCUUUGCCAAAA